AUGCCUUCUCCGUCUUUUACCCUCGACGCUCAGCUGAGAUUUCAUGACAAAUGGCUGAAGAUAGACCUGCAGCGGGCUUUCUCUGCAGAGGGUCUGAGUGAGAUGUGGAAUGAGAUGGUAAAAGAUGAGGAGAUAUCAUUCAAUGGAGAAGAAUCAGUUCACCCAGAAGACUGCACUGACUGUUUUGGAGCUCAGAAGAAGGAUGAGCCCAAUGACAAAGAGAAGAAAGAGGAGGAGGAGACAGUGACAUCUGUGCAUCACUCCAUCAUUGAGACGUGGGACUGGGGGCGACAGCCAGAUGAGAACGAGCUGAAGGACUGCCUGAUGGUUCUGGUUGAGGACCAGCAGAAGCUCUCGGCUCAGAUGGCCAAAAGCACCCUGUCUGCUCAACGCCUGCGCCAGCGCCUCGUCAUCCUGGAGCGCUAUCUUAUUUCUCUCAGCCACAGCAUGAUGGAGGAGAAGUACAAGGUCCGCUGGAAGACGCCCCCCAGUCCACCACUGCCAGCUGCUGACAACAAGAGCCCUCGUCCGGCCAGUAAAGGUGUCGAAGGUUUGGCCAGAGUCGGCUCCAGGGCAGCUCUUUCUUUUGCCUUUGCUUUCCUUCGCAGGGCGUGGAGAUCAGGAGAUGAUGCAGAUCUUUGCAGUGAGCUGCUUCAGGAGUCGUUGGAUGCCCUGCGAGCGCUGCCUGAGGCGACGCUGUUUGAUGAGGGGACUGUGUCAUCAGUGUGGCUGGAGGUCGUUGAGAGGGCCACAAAGUUCCUCAGUGAUGUACAUGGAAGUGCCAGCACCAAAUGUAACAUUCCUCUUCAGGACCAGCACCUAGUCUUGGCCAUCCUGCUAGAGCUGGCUGUUCAGAGGGGGACACUCAGUCAGCUGCUGUAUGCUGUUCUGCUGCUUUUGCGUUUGUGGGAAAACGGCACCAGAGAGAUGGACAACGAGCGGUCCACGCAGGGAACCAGCGCUCCUUUGCUGCCCCUCCUGCAGCGUUUUCAGAACAUACACAGCAGCAAGGAGGAGCCCGUUCCUGACGAGGAAGCUGAGAUCCUCACAGCCCCUCUGAGUCCAAACGAGAGUUUCCUGCGCUACCUGACCUUACCUCAGGAUAAUGACCUGGCCAUCGACCUUCGUCAGACCGCUGUGGUAAUCAUGGCUCACCUGGAUCGCCUGGCUUCUCCCUGCAGCCCUCCACACUGCAACUCCCCCAUGUCACACAAGGGGACCUUGCAGGAAGUGAUUGCCUGGGGCCUGUUGGGUUGGAAACUUUACGCCAAUGUUAAUGGACCCAUUCACUGUAAAGCCCUGUCGAGCCUCGGGGUCACACAGAUAGUCUGUUCAGAAAAAGGGUUUCUUAUCCUGUCCAGCAGCGGCGCUGUUUACAGCCAGAACUACAAGAGCACAACCCUGGCUCCCAUGCUCAUCCACGUCCUAAGCUCCAGGAAGAUUGUGAAACUUGCAGCUCAUCCUGAUGGGCAGCACUACUUGGCCUUGUCGUCCAAUGGAGAGGUGUUCGCCUGGGGGUGCGGGGAUGGUGGCCGGCUUGGACAUGGAGACACUACAUACCUAGAAGAACCUAAAAUGAUUGCAGCCUUCAAUGGGAAACAGACUGGAAAGCAUGUAGUACACAUUGCCUGUGGGAGCACGUACAGUGCUGCGAUCACAGCUGACGGCGAGCUCUAUACGUGGGGCAGAGGGAAUUACGGUCGGCUCGGCCACGGCUCCAGUGAGGACCAGACUACUCCCAUGCUAGUGACAGCGCUAAAAGGACUGAAGGUGGUGGACGUAGCAUGUGGAAGUGGUGACGCCCAAACGCUUGCUGUGACAGAGAAUGGGCAGGUGUGGUCCUGGGGAGAUGGAGAUUAUGGGAAACUGGGCCGAGGAGGCAGUGACGGCUGCAAGACGCCCAAGCUGGUCGAGAAGCUGCAGGACCUGGACAUAGUGAAGGUGUGCUGCGGGAGCCAGUUUUCAGUAGCCCUCACUAAAGAUGGACAGGUUUACACCUGGGGGAAGGGAGACAACCAGCGCCUCGGUCACGGCACCGACGAGCACGUCCGCUACCCAAAGCUGCUCGACAGUCUACAGGGAAAGAAAGUCGUGGAUGUUGCUGUGGGGUCGACGCACUGCCUGGCCCUCACCGACGAUGGAGAGGUGCUCAGCUGGGGUAGCAACGACAAGUUACAGCACUUUGAUACGCUGUUUUCCAACAAGAAGCAGCCUAAAGCUCUCCCGGGGCUAAACUCCAAACACAUAGUGGGGAUCUCCUGUGGUCCCGGACAGAGCUUUGCCUGGUCCUCCAGCUCUGAGUGGUCUGUGGGGAAGCGCGUGCCCUUUGUGGUGGAUGUUUGCCCCAUGUCGUUCGAGCAGCUGGACCUCCUCCUGCGGCAGGUCAGCGAGGGCAUGGACGGCAGUUCAGACUGGCCCCCCCCACAGGAGAAGGAAUGUAUGGUAGUCGCCACACUCAACCUGCUCAGGCUACAGCUCCAUGCAGCCAUCAGUAACCAGGUGGAUCCAGAGGAGCUGGGGUUGGGCCUUGGAAGUGUGCUGCUCAACAACCUGAAACAAACAGUGGUGGUGCUAGCCAGCAAUGCUGGCGUGCUCAACACGGUGCAAGCAGCUGCACAAGCCGUCCUCCAGAGCGGCUGGUCCGUGCUGCUGCCCACGGCUGAGGAAAGGGCGAGAGCUCUGUCCUCACUCCUGCCUAAUGCUGCAUCUGGAAACGAGAUGAGUGUGAGUCCUGGACGGCGCUUCAUGAUCGACCUGUUGGUCAGCAGCUUAAUGGCUGAUGGAGGGCUGGAGUCUGCGCUCAAUGCAGCCAUCACUGCUGAGAUACAGGAUAUUGAAGCCAAGAAGGAGGCUCAGAAAGAGAAGGAGAUAGAUGAACAGGAAGCUAAUGCCUCCACCAUACACCGGUGUCGCACCAUGCUGGACAAAGACCUCAUCAACACGGGCAUCUAUGAGUCGGCAGGGAAGCAAAGCCUGCCCCUGGUGCAGCUCGUUCAGCAGCUUUUGAGGAACAUCGCCUCCCAAACCAUUGCGAGGCUCAAGGAUGUUGCCCGCCGCAUCUCAAACUAUUUGGAGGCGGAGCAUGUCAGUAAGGAGCGCUCGGCAUCUCUGGACCUGCUGCUGCGCUUCCAGAGGCUGCUGGUCAGCAAGCUGUACCUGGGAGUCAAUGGCACAGAAAAUGUUAAUGGAUACAAUCCUGAGCUCCUGGGUGUUGGCUCGUUGUUAAAAAAGUACAUCGCUUUGUUGUGCACUCACAUUGGAGACAUCCUUCCAGUGGCAACAAGUAUCGCUUCUACUGGUCGCCGCCACUUUGCUGAGGUCUCUCGUGUCAUUGAAGGAGAUCUAACGGGAGUGCUCCUGCCUGAGCUGGUGGUGUCCAUCAUCCUUCUCCUCACUAUUGAUGCUGGUCUGAUGCAGGAGACCGGCUCAAUCCCUCUCCUCGCUGGACUCCUGGAACACUUGGACCGUUUCAACCACCUGGCUCCAGGACAUGAGAGGGAUGAUAAUGAGGAUCUGGCCUGGCCAGGCAUUAUGGGGUCUUUCUUUACAGGACAAAGCUCCAAGAACAAUGAGGAUGUUUCACUCAUCCGCAAAGCUGACCUGGAGAAUCACAACAAAGAUGGCGGCUUCUGGACCGUAAUAGAUGGAAAAGUCUAUGACAUCAAAGACUUUCAGGCUCAGUCCCAGUCACUAACAGGAAACAGUAUCCUGGCCCAGUUUGCAGGAGAGGACCCUGUGGUUGCUUUGGAAGCUGCCCUACAGUUUGAAGACACUAGAGAGUCCAUGCAGGCCUUCUGUGUUGGCCAGUAUAUGGAGCCUAACCAGGAGACCGUCACCACUCCAGACCUCAGCAGCCUAUCGUCUCCACUUAUUGACACUGAGAGGAACCUGGGGCUGCUGCUGGGUCUGCACGCUUCUUACCUGGGCAAGAGCACUCCCCUGUCCCCCAUGGAGAUCGAAUGUGCCAAAUGGCUCCAGUCCUCCAUAUUCUCAGGAGGUCUGCAGACCAGUCAGAUCCACUACAACUACAAUGAAGAGAAGGAUGAAGAUCACUGCAGCUCCCUGGGCACAACCACUUCCGAUAAGGCCAAACUUUACUCCCGCAGAAUAACCCUCAGUGACCACGCACAGCCUUUCCUGCAAGCCAUUGCUGACAACAACACUCAGGACCACACUGUGAAGGACUUCCUAUGCCAAAUAGAGCGUUGCUGUAAGCAGUACCACCUUAUUACGCCUAUCACCUUCCCCCCGGAGCACCCUCUGGAGGAAGUUGGCCGCCUGCUGCUCUGCUGCCUCCUCAAGCAUCAAGACCUCGGUCACGUUGCUCUCUCACUUGUCAGUCAAUGUGCCUUGGGUGUGGACCAAGGAAAGCAGCGGUCCCUCCCUAAAUCUGUGAUUGACGUGUGCCGCAUGGUCUACCAGGCAAAGUGUUCUUUAAUUAAGACCCAUCAGGAACAAGGCCGGUCUUAUAAGGAGGUGUGCGCCCCUGUUAUCGAACGUCUGCGCUUUUUAUUUAAUGAGCUGCGUCCAGCUGUAAGCAACGACCUGUCUAUAGUGUCCAAACUGAAGCUGCUGAGCUCUCAGCCGCGUUGGAGGAGCAUCACCCAGAAGCUCAUCAGGGACCGUAGGAAAAAAAGAGUGCCCAAGAAGUCAGAGUCUGCUGAUAUAGAAGAACCAAAGCUGGAGAGUGAAGGGACCAAUGAAGAGGAACUUAAUGUUCACAUCAGCCCAACUCCUGCUGACAGGAAAUCCCCCACUGACAAAACACCCAAGCAAGACAAGUGGCAGCCGCUUCUCAACACUGUAGCCGGUGUCCAGAAGUACCGCUGGCUGAAACACAGUGUUCAAGGUGCCUUCUCUCAGUCCAGCCUCAUGGCCACCAUUGUGGAGUUUGCACUGAAAGAGGAGCCACUGGAUGUGGAGAAAAUGAGAAAAUGCCUCCUUAAGCAGCUGGAGAGGGCUGAAGUCAGGCUGGAAGGCAUCGACACCAUGCUGAAGCUGGCCUCUAAAAGCUUCCUGCUGCCGUCUGUGCAGUAUGCAAUGCUCUGCGGCUGGCAGAGGGUCAUACCGGAAGGGACCAAUAUUGGAGAGCCCCUGUCUGACUGCCUGAAGGAUGUAGAUCUGAUUCCUCCCUUCAACCGCAUGCUUUUGGAGGUGACGUUUGGAAAGUUGUAUUCCUGGGCCAUCCAGAACAUUCGCCACAUCCUGCUUGAAGCAAGCGCUCGCUUCAAAGAGCUAGGUGUGCAGCCUGUUCCCUUGCAGACCAUCACAAAUGAGAACCCGGCAGGACCAAGCCUUGGAACCAUUCCGCAGGCCCGCUUCCUUCUGGCCAUGAUACACAUGCUGUCUCUGAAACACGGGUCUAACAGCCUCAGUCUCUUGCUCAAUUCAGGCAUAUUGGCCCUAACACAGAGUAUUCUCAGACUGAUAGGUCCCAGCACAGACAGCAGCGAGGAGGACCUGAGUUUAUGUGCACAUGGAGGCUCAGCCACAGUCCUGGAGGAGUCCAGAAAGGAGGCAGCUCCCACCCCCCUACCUGCCUCUGGACCAGAGCUGGCUGCCAUGAUGAAGAUAGGCACCAGAGUCAUGAGGGGAGUUGAUUGGAAAUGGGGUGAUCAGGAUGGUCCAGCACCAGGCCUUGGCAGGGUCAUCGGGGAGUUGGGUGAGGAUGGUUGGAUCCGGGUUCAGUGGGAUACAGGCAGCACAAACUCCUACAGGAUGGGCAAAGAGGGCAAGUACGACCUUAAACUUGCGGAGCCACCACCAGCAGCCCAGCCCCCCGCUGAGGACUCAGACACAGAGGAUGAUACAGAGGGUGAGCUGAUUGAGAAGAGCAGCCACCCAACAGCAAUGAUGCUCACCAGCACAGUGAACCUGCUGAAGACGCUGUCACUUUCAGCUGGGAUCCAUGCAGAGGUGCUUCAGCCAGAUGCUACACGGACUCUGUGUGGGUUGCUCAGGAUGCUGGUGGAAAGUGGAGCUAAUGACAAGUCUGGUUGUCACUCGCACAGAUUGGUGUCCCAGGAGCAGCACAGGAGCUGGUGUACCCUCGGCUUCAUACGCAGCAUCGCUCUCAUGCCACAGAUGUGCAGCACCCUCAGCACGUCUGCAUGGAUUGGACUGCUCAUCCGAAUUGUUGAGGGACACCAGUCCUUUAAUGCUAUAACCCUGCAGAGACAGAUCUUGGCACUACGUCUUCUGCAGGCGGUCCUGCCUUCGUGGGACAAAAUGGAGCGCUCUCAGGACAUGAAGUUCCUGGUGGAGAAGUUGUUCAGUUUCUUGGGAAGCCUGCUGAGCACCUGCUCGUCAGAUCUGCCGCUUCUCCGAGAAGGUUCCCUGAGAAGGAGGAAGUCCCGCCCACAGGCAUCUCUAACAGCCACUCACAGCAGCACACUAGCAGAGGAGAUCGUGGCUGUCCUGCGUACUCUGCACUCGCUCGGCCAGUGGAACAGCCUGAUAAACGAUUACAUCAACAGCCAGCUGAGCUCCAUCGCAGAUGUUAUGGCAGGCUGCCAGUCUGAAGCGUGCUUCCUGGAGGAGUAUUUUCCUGAUUUGGAGGGUCCCAGAGUGGGCAGUCUGAUGGCAGUGCUGGCAGUGAUUGGUGGAAUCGAUGGGCGCCUCAGGCUUGGCGGCCAGGUCGUUCAUGAGGAGUAUGGAGAGGGAACAGUCACACGUAUCACCCCGAAAGGGCGCAUCACUGUCCAGUUUCAUGAGAUGAGGACCUGCAGGGUUUGCUUGCUCAGUCAUCUGAAAACGCUUCCUGCCAUAUCCUUCAGUGUGCAGAACCUGCCGUUCACUGAGCCCAUGCUGGAAGUUUGGGCCCAGCUGGUCAGCCUGGCUGGAAGCAAACUGGAAAAACAGCGCAUGAAGAAGUCACUUAGUCGAGGGCUAACAGCCGACCAGGUGGACAUCCAGUUGCUGCGGUGCCAGCAACUGAGGCUGUAUAUUUUGAAGGCAGCUCGGGCCCUGCUGUCUCAUCAGGACAAACUCAGGCAGAUCCUCUCCCAGCCAGCAGUGGUAGACAUAGGACCCAACCCCAGUGAGGAUCCAGUGGCAUCAUCUCCUGAUGUUGGUGACUUGUCUCCUGAGGGACCUCUGCCUCCACUGAUCCUCCUGCAGCAGCUACUUUCGGCUGCUACGCAGCCCUCCCCCAUCAAAGCUAUUUUUGACAGGCAAGAGAUGGAGGCGGCAGCUCUGGCAGUGUGUCAAUACCUGGCUGUGGAAUCUGCCCACCCAUCUUCACCGCUGUUUGAGGAGAGCAGCUCCAGUGAAGCCACCACACCCAUCACAACACAGCAUAUCAGACCACCCAAACAGAAGAAACAGAAGACCUCUCCUGUCCCCCCCUUACCCAUAGUCGCUCAGAUCAUGGAGAUGGGCUUCCCACGGAAAAACAUUGAGCUUGCCUUGAAGUCUCUGUCUGGAACUACAGGCAGUGCCUCUGGUGUCCCAGGUGUUGAGGCUCUGGUGACCUGGCUGAUUGACCAUCCAGACAUGCACGUCACCGAGCUGUCAGAUGCUGACACUGUGUCUGAUGAAUACUCUGAUGAGGAGGUGCUGGAGGAGCCGGAGGAGGCAGAGCCGGCGUUUUCUGUGCCUGCAGGUGCAGUGGUGACUGAAAGCCAGACAUUUAAGAAGAGAUCUGAUUUCCAAAGCAAUGAUGAUUAUGCUGUUUAUGUGAGGGAGAACAUUCAGGUGGGGAUGAUGGUCAAGUGCUGCAGAACAUACGAGGAAGUGUAUGAUGGAGAUGUCGGGAAAGUGAUUAAGCUGGACAGAGAUGGCCUUCAUGACUUAAAUGUUCAGUGUGACUGGCAACACAAAGGAGGAACGUACUGGGUUCGCUACAUCCACAUCGAGCUGCUUGGAUUCCCACCACAAAGUUCUCCUUCCCACAUAAAGAUUGGUGACAAAGUGAGGGUGAAGCCCACAGUCACCACACCAAAGUACAAGUGGGGCUCGGUCACACACAGGAGUGUGGGGGUGGUGAAAGCUUUUAGUGCCAACGGAAAAGAUGUGAUUGUAGACUUCCCGCAGCAGUCCCAUUGGACUGGUUUGUUGUCGGAGAUGGAACUGGUGCCCAGUGUUCAUCCUGGAGUGAGGUGUGAUGGCUGCCAGAUGUUUCCUAUUAAUGGCCCCAGAUUCAAAUGUAGAAACUGUGAUGACUUUGACUUCUGUGAAAACUGCUUCAAGACACGCAAACACAACACCAGGCAUUCCUUUGGCAGGAUCAACGAGCCCGGCCAGUCUCCAGCUUUCUGCGGCCGUUCGGGAAAACAGCUCAAGAAGCACCACAACAGCCAGCGUGGAAUGCUGAUCGACGAUUGGUCUCGAGCCGUCAAGAGCCUCAACGUGUCAUCGUCGGUUAACCAGGCCUCGCGCCUCAUUGACUGCAGUGAUCAAUGUUGGCAGUCCUCUGGCUCACAGGGGAAGCACUGGAUUCGUCUCGAGCUUUUCCCAGACGUUCUCGUUCACAGGCUGAAGAUGAUUGUAGACCCAGCAGACAGCAGCUACAUGCCCUCCUUAGUGGUGGUAUCAGGUGGAAGCUCUUUGAACAACUUGAUUGAACUCAAGACAAUUAACAUCAAUCCUACUGACACCACUGUCCUCCUCCUCAGCGACUGCACUGAGUAUCACAGGUACAUUGAGAUCGCAAUCAAGCAGUGCCGCAGCUCUGGUAUCGAUUGUAAGAUUCAUGGACUCAGCAUUAUGGGGCGUAUCAGAGCUGAGGAUGAAGACCUGGCUACAGUCCCUUUCCUGGCCUCUGACAAUGAAGAAGAGGAUGACGAAAAAACAGCAGCUGGGAGUCUCGCUCGAAAGAAGCCGUCAGGACUGGAGUCAGCAGCCACCAUCAGGACCAAAGUGUUUGUUUGGGGACUGAAUGACAAGGACCAGCUGGGAGGACUCAAAGGCUCCAAGAUCAAGGUGCCGACCUUCUCCGACACCCUGUCUGCUCUCAAUGUGGUGCAAGUGGCCGGUGGCUCCAAAAGCCUCUUUGCGGUGACCGUCGAGGGGAAGAUUUACGCGUGUGGAGAGGCCACUAAUGGUAGGCUGGGUCUGGGCCUUUCCAGUGGGACCAUCUCAAUACCCCGUCAGAUCACUGCACUCAGUAACUACGUUGUGAAGAAGGUCGCUGUGCAUUCAGGAGGACGCCACGCUAUGGCCCUGACUGUGGACGGAAAGGUGUUUUCCUGGGGCGAAGGAGACGACGGCAAACUCGGACACUUUAGUAGAAUGAACUGUGACAAGCCGCGGCUGAUUGAGGCGCUGAAGACCAAGCGUAUCCGUGACAUUGCCUGUGGCAGCUCUCACAGCGCUGCCAUCACAUCCAGUGGGGAGCUGUACAGCUGGGGUUUGGGUGAAUACGGCCGACUUGGACACGGGGACAACACCACGCAGCUGAGACCCAAACUGGUGAAAGUGCUUCUGGGACACCGUGUUAUCCAAGUGGCUUGUGGGAGCAGGGAUGCACAGACUCUAGCGCUCACCGAUGAAGGGUUGGUGUUCUCCUGGGGCGAUGGGGACUUUGGGAAGCUGGGUCGUGGAGGCAGCGAAGGCUGCAACAUACCGCAGAACAUCGAAAGGCUCAAUGGGCAGGGCGUCUGCCAGAUUGAGUGUGGAGCACAGUUCUCCUUGGCUCUCACUAAAUCUGGAGUGGUGUGGACCUGGGGCAAAGGCGACUAUUUCCGGUUGGGCCACGGCACUGAUGUCCAUGUGCGGAAGCCGCAGAUGGUGGAGGGACUGAGAGGCAAAAAGAUCGUCCACGUCGCUGUCGGAGCGCUGCACUGUCUGGCUGUCACAGACACAGGACAGGUGUAUGCCUGGGGUGACAAUGACCAUGGGCAGCAGGGAAACGGCACUACCACAGUUAACAGGAAGCCCACUUUGGUUCAGGGUCUGGAUGGACAGAAAAUCACUCGAGUGGCAUGUGGCUCCUCCCACAGCGUGGCUUGGACCACGGUAGAUGUGACCACCCCCUCUGUUCACGAGCCAGUUCUUUUCCAGACAGCCAGGGACUCCCUCGGAGCGUCGUACCUGGGUGUCCAGUCAGACAGUGACUCAUCAUCAGUGAGCAACAAGCUGAGUGGGCAGAGCAGCGUGAAGCCUAAUCGACCCUCGCUGGCAAAAAUUCUCCUCAGUCUGGAUGGAAACCUGGCCAAACAGCAGGCUCUGUCUCAUGUACUGUCAGCCCUCCAAAUCAUGUAUGCAAGGGAUGCAGUGGUUGGUGCGCUCAUGCCAGCCAGUAUGAUCCUGCCAGCAGAGUGUCCUUCCACUUCACCUGUUCCCCCAUCAGACUCUUCAUCCUCGUCCAGCGUGAGCGACGAAGAAGGCCCUCCUGUCCCGUCAGAAGCUGAAGAACGAGUCAGCCCAAAUCCCUGGCAAGACAAAAAAGGAGAGGUUCCCUCAUCCGAAGAUGCCAUCACCCCGUCAUCAGCAGUGACUCCCUCAGCCUGUGGAGCCUCUUCGCGUCCUUUCAUCCCCGUUACCGAUGACCCCGGCGCAGCCAGUAUCAUAGCUGAGACCAUGACGAAGACAAAAGAAGACUCUGAGAGUCAGAGUAAAGUGGUCGGCCCAGAACCUCAGUACCUGGAUGAGUUCACCAGUCUGCUCGUGCCUGAUGACACACGAGUAAUGGUGGACCUGCUGAAGCUAGCGGUGUCCUGUCGCUCUGGGGAGAAAGGCAAGGAGGUGCUGUCUGCGGUGCUGUCUGGCAUGGGCACAGCUUAUCCACAGGUUGCUGACAUGCUUCUGGAGUUGUGUGUCACUGAAUUGGAGGACGUUGCCACAGACUCUCAGAGUGGCCGUUUGUCCUCUCAGCCAGUUGUCGUGGAAAGCAGCCACCCCUACACAGACGACACAUCGACCAGCGGCACUGUAAAGAUCCCAGGUGCCGAGGGUCUGAGGAUCGAGUUUGACCGACAGUGUUCGACCGAGAGGCGCCACGACCCGCUGACCAUCAUGGAUGGAGCCAACAGGAUUGUCUCUGUCAGAUCAGGGCGGGAGUGGUCUGACUGGUCCAGUGAAUUAAGGAUCCCAGGAGAUGAACUCAAAUGGAAGUUCACCAGUGAUGGGUCAGUUAAUGGGUGGGGCUGGCGCUUCACUGUCUACCCCAUCAUGCCUGCAGCGGGUCCCAAAGACUUGCUGUCUGAUCGAUGUAUCUUGUCCUGCCCCUCCAUGGACUUGGUUACGUGUCUCCUGGACUUUAGGCUCAACUUUGCAUCCAACAGGAGCAUCGUGCCUCGUCUAGCCGCUUCUCUUGCUGCUUGUGCCCAGCUCAGUGCACUAGCUGCUGGUCACAGGAUGUGGGCUCUGCAGAGGCUACGAAAGCUUCUGACCACAGAGUACGGUCAGUCCAUCAACAUAAACAGGCUGCUGGGGGACAGCGAUGGCGAGGCUCGCUCUAUGAGCUUCACUGGCAGCGCUCUGGCUGCUCUGGUGAAGGGGCUGCCAGAGGCUCUGCAGAGGCAGUACGAGUACGAAGACCCGAUCGUCCGCGGAGGGAAGCAGCUGCUCCACAGUCCGUUUUUCAAGGUACUGGUUGCUCUUGCCUGUGACCUUGAACUCGACACCUUACCUUGCUGUGCUGAGACCCAUAAGUGGGCCUGGUUCCGCCGCUACUGCACUGCCUCCAGAGUGGCAGUGGCUCUAGAUAAGAGAACAUCUUUACCAAGACCCUUCCUGGAUGAGGUUACAAAAAAAAUUUGUGAGCUUAUGGCAGAUCACGAGAACAUGAACGCACUGCACGAGAGUCACGACUUGUUCAAACGUGAGCACGACGAGCAGCUCGUGCAGUGGAUGAACCGGCGCCCAGAUGACUGGACGCUUUCUGCUGGGGGGAGCGGCACCAUUUAUGGCUGGGGGCACAACCACAGAGGGCAGCUGGGGGGCAUAGAGGGGGCAAAGGUCAAAGUACCCACACCCACAGAAGCCCUCGCUACAUUGCGGCCAGUGCAGCUUAUUGGAGGGGAGCAGACUCUGUUUGCUGUCACUGCUGAUGGAAAGCUCUAUGCCACAGGAUAUGGAGCAGGGGGCAGGCUGGGAAUCGGUGGCACUGAGUCUGUGUCAACCCCAACUUUGCUGGAGUCCAUUCAGCACGUGUUCAUCAGGAAGGUGGCUGUGAACUCUGGAGGAAAGCACUGCUUGGCACUGUCCUCUGAGGGAGAAGUGUACUCAUGGGGCGAGGCUGAAGAUGGAAAACUCGGCCAUGGGAACAGAAGCCCCUGUGACCGUCCUCGUGUAAUUGAGUCCCUGAGGGGAGUGGAAGUGGUGGAUAUCGCAGCUGGAGGGGCUCACAGUGCCUGCAUCACUGCCAGCGGAGAGCUCUUCACGUGGGGCAAGGGUCGCUAUGGGCGACUGGGCCACGGAGACAGCGAGGACCAGCUUAAACCCAAGCUGGUGGACGCGCUGCAGGGUCACAGGGUCAUUGAUGUCGCCUGUGGCAGCGGGGAUGCCCAGACGCUCUGUCUAACUGAUGAUGACAUGGUCUGGUCCUGGGGAGAUGGAGACUAUGGCAAACUGGGCCGGGGAGGCAGUGAUGGCUGCAAAAUCCCGAUGAAGAUUGACUCUCUCACUGGCCUUGGAGUGAUCAAAGUGGAGUGUGGUUCACAGUUUUCUGUAGCUCUUACUAAAUCUGGAGCAGUGUACACGUGGGGGAAAGGGGACUACCAUCGGCUGGGGCACGGCUCUGAUGACCAUGUUCGACGGCCCAGGCAGGUCCAAGGGCUACAAGGAAAGAAAGUCAUCGCCAUUGCCACGGGGUCCCUGCACUGUGUGUGCUGCACAGAGGACGGAGAAGUGUACACAUGGGGCGACAACGAUGAAGGCCAACUUGGAGACGGGACUACGAAUGCCAUCCAGAGGCCGCGGCUGGUGGCUGCACUGCAGGGCAAAAAAAUCAACAGGGUGGCCUGUGGAUCGGCUCACACUCUGGCCUGGUCCACCAGCAAGCCCACUAAUGCAGGAAAGCUACCUGCACAGGUUCCCAUGGAGUACAACCACCUGCAGGAGAUCCCCAUCAUGUCCUUGAGGAACAGGCUGGUGCUGCUGCAUCACAUCUCCGAGCUUUUUUGCCCUUGCAUCCCGAUGUUUGACCUGGAGGGCCGGCUCGGUCAGACAGGCCACGGCCCCUCAGUGGGAUUUGACACACUCAGGGGAAUCCUCAUCUCCCAGGGGAAGGAAGCGGCUUUCAGGAAGGUUGUUCAAGCCACGAUGGUGAGGGACAGACAGCAUGGACCUGUGGUGGAGCUGAACAGGAUACAGGUGAAGCGUUCCCGUAGCAAAGGAGGUCUGGCAGGCCCUGAUGGAACAAAGUCUGUGUUUGGUCAGAUGUGUGCCAAAAUGAGUUCUUUUAGCCCUGACAGCCUGCUGCUUCCUCAUCGCGUAUGGAAGGUCAAGUUUGUAGGGGAGUCUGUUGAUGACUGUGGCGGCGGCUACAGCGAGUCCAUCGCUGAAAUGUGUGAGGAGCUGCAGAACGCACUGACUCCUCUGCUCAUUGUCACCCCAAACGGCCGCGACGAGUCGGGCGCCAACAGGGACUGCUUCCUGCUUAACCCUGCAGCCAAGUCCCCUCUUCACAUGAGCAUGUUCCGCUUCCUAGGAGUGCUUCUAGGGAUUGCAAUCCGGACUGGAAGCCCUCUUAGCCUCAAUCUGGCGGAGCCCGUUUGGAAACAGCUGGCAGGCAUGAACCUGACCAUCGCUGACCUCAGUGAGGUUGAUAAGGAUUUUAUUCCCGGCUUGAUGUACAUUCGGGACAAUGAAGCUACGGCUGUGGAGUUCGAGAGCAUGACCCUGCCCUUCACAGUGCCCAACGCCAGUGGCCAGGACAUCCAGCUCAGCUCCAAGUACUCCCACAUCACCCUGGAGAACCGUGCAGAAUACGUCCGCCUGGCCAUCAACUACAGGCUCCACGAGUUUGAUGAGCAGGUGUCUGCAGUACGUGAGGGAAUGGCUCGAGUGGUUCCCGUCCCCCUGCUGUCGCUUUUCACCGGCUAUGAGCUGGAAACGAUGGUGUGUGGAAGCCCAGACAUCCCGCUGCACUUGCUGAAGUCAGUGGCCACUUAUAAAGGCGUGGAGCCGACGUCGCCGCUCAUCCAGUGGUUCUGGGAAGUGAUGGAGUCCUUCUCCAACACAGAGCGGUCGCUCUUCUUGAGGUUCGUCUGGGGCCGCACACGUCUGCCCCGCACCAUCGCCGACUUCCGGGGACGGGACUUUGUAGUGCAGGUGCUGGAUAAGUACAACCCCCCUGACCACUUCCUGCCGGAGUCCUACACGUGUUUCUUCCUGCUCAAGCUGCCCAGAUACUCGUGCAAACAGGUGCUGGAAGAGAAGCUGAAGUACGCCAUUCAUUUCUGCAAGUCCAUCGACACGGAUGACUACGCCCGCAUCGCCCUGUCCGGCGAGCCCGCAGCCGACGACAGCAGCGAAGACUCCGACAACGAGGAUGCCGAAUCCUUCGCUUCCGACUCAACCCAGGACUACUUAACGGGACACUGACGAGUGGCAGGGAGUCUGCAUUAGUCUCACCUGUCGAUGCACACGUACAUAGAAACACUGCAAAGACACAAGUGUGUGUGAGUGUGUGUGUGUGGGGUGUGUAUGUGUGUGGGGUGGGGGUGUGCAAUGAGCUUUAAAGCAUUAUAAGCUAAAGAGAGGAACAAACACAGGCUCACUCUGGGUUAGUUUCUGAUUGUUGUGUUACAUCAGAAUUAUGUACGUAUAUUAUUCCAGCUGAACUAGAAAACUGGCUCCAGCCAACACUGUGGUAGGUCCCCCCCCCAAUCCCGAUUUGUGAGUUUCCUCUCUGUAGGUUGUAUAUAGAAGUUGAUGUGCGACAAACAGUAGUGUUUUUGUUUCUUGGUAAUGUUUCUUUAUAAUUUAAAAAGAAAAAAAAGUUUUUAACUUAAAGUCAGUGUUUCUCACUCGGCUCGGUCCGAGCCCGCUGAAGGGUUAUUUUAAGACUCCCGUACCCCCCCCACGCCCCCCGUGUCUGUGCACCGUCUCCUUAACGAAUGUGCAUAAUGCAAUUGUGCCAUGUAUUCAUGGAAGGUCUCAUUCCUGCAUAUUAAAUGUUAUUACAUUUCUAUUAAUAAAUGCAUUAUAAACCAG
Molecule: messenger RNA, 15102 nt
Organism: Archocentrus centrarchus (flier cichlid)
Lineage: Eukaryota; Metazoa; Chordata; Actinopteri; Cichliformes; Cichlidae
Gene: herc2
Product: HECT and RLD domain containing E3 ubiquitin protein ligase 2
Exons: 90
Coding region: 1-14490 (4829 amino acids)
Biological process (GO): protein ubiquitination
Molecular function (GO): protein binding; zinc ion binding; ubiquitin-protein transferase activity
Source: RefSeq, a predicted model, not a curated record